Seriola dumerili (greater amberjack) is the source of this 3341-nucleotide messenger RNA. It is a transcript of the gene puf60a, whose product is annotated as poly(U)-binding-splicing factor PUF60-like. The transcript is spliced from 11 exons. The coding region runs from base 107 to 1678 and encodes 523 amino acids. NCBI's taxonomy places the organism in Eukaryota, Metazoa, Chordata, Actinopteri, Carangiformes, Carangidae. Gene Ontology annotation, cellular component: precatalytic spliceosome; catalytic step 2 spliceosome. Gene Ontology annotation, biological process: mRNA splice site recognition; alternative mRNA splicing, via spliceosome; regulation of alternative mRNA splicing, via spliceosome. Gene Ontology annotation, molecular function: RNA binding. The record is from RefSeq and is a predicted model, not a curated record.
GCCGCGGUGUUUCCGCUGCUCAAACAGACUCAAACAUCAGAAAUAAUUGAUUACUGAUUUGGCUCGACGCUGACAGAAGGAGCUCGCGGAGCGGCAGCUGGGCUGAAUGGCGGCGGCAGUUUCUGCGGGAGGGCCGGCUCUCAUCAUGGAGAAUGGACAGAGCACCACCACCAAGCUGGGCCUGCCGCCGCUCACCCCCAACCAGCAGGAGGCGCUGCAGAAGGCGAAGAAGUACGCCAUGGAGCAGAGCAUUAAAAGUGUUCUGGUCAAACAGACUCUGGCUCAGCAGCAGCAGCUCACCAGUCUCCAGAUGGCGUCUCUGACGAUGGGUCUAGGAGACGCUCUGUCUCCCCUGCAGUCAGUGGCGGCUCAGCGUCAGAGAGCUCUGGCAAUCAUGUGUCGAGUUUAUGUCGGCUCCAUCUACUAUGAGCUGGGAGAGGACACCAUCAGACAGGCCUUCGCUCCGUUUGGACCAAUCAAGAGCAUCGACAUGUCAUGGGACUCUGUCACCAUGAAACACAAGGGUUUCGCCUUCGUAGAGUAUGAGAUGCCCGAGGCGGCUCAGCUGGCCCUGGAGCAGAUGAACUCUGUCGUCUUAGGAGGCAGGAACAUCAAAGUUGGGAGGCCCAGUAACAUCGGCCAGGCUCAGCCAAUUAUUGACCAGCUGGCGGAAGAAGCUCGCGCCUUCAACAGGAUCUACGUGGCGUCGGUUCACCCCGACCUCUCCGACGACGACAUCAAGAGCGUCUUCGAGGCUUUCGGCAAGAUCAAGUCCUGCAUGUUGUCCCGAGAGCCGACCACCGGGAGACACAAGGGCUACGGCUUCAUCGAGUACGAGAAGCCUCAGUCUGCUCAGGAUGCCGUGGCCUCCAUGAACCUGUUUGACCUGGGGGGUCAGUACCUGCGGGUGGGGAAGGCCGUGACUCCACCGAUGCCCCUCCUCACACCAACAACACCUGGAGGACUUCCAGCUGCUGCCGCCGUGGCUGCUGCUGCCGCUACCGCCAAAAUCACUGCUCAGGAGGCCGUGGGAGCGUCGGUUCUUGGAGCUCUGGCCGGACCGGCGCUCCUCUCUCAGCAGCUGGGAGGACUUCCUCAGGCCGUCAUGGCCGCCCAAGCUCCAGGUGUUAUCACAGGGGUGACCCCAGCUCGACCUGGUGUGCCUCAGGUGGGUCUGGUGAACCCGGUGCUGGCCACACCCCCGACACCGGUAGCCUCUUUUGGCUCUGAGGUGAAGAGGAAAGAGGAGGAGGAGGAGUGUCAGCAGGAGGCGCAGCAGGAUGGAGCCAUGGAGCCACUCAGUGAACAGGAGCACAUGAGCAUCAGCGGCAGCAGCGCCAGGCACAUGGUGAUGAGGAAGCUCCUCCGUAAGCAAGAGUCAACUGUGAUGGUCCUGAGGAACAUGGUCGGUCCUGAUGACAUUGACGAUGACCUGGAGGGGGAGGUCACUGAGGAGUGCGGGAAGUUCGGCCAGGUGAAGCGUGUCAUCAUCUACCAGGAGCGUCAGGGCGAGGAAGAUGAUGCAGACGUCAUUGUUAAGAUCUUUGUAGAGUUUUCAGAGGCGGCCGAGAUGAAUCGAGCCAUCCAGGCUCUCAACCACCGCUGGUUCGGAGGACGUAAGGUAGUGGCAGAGGUGUACGACCAAGAACGCUUCGAGAACAGCGACCUGUCGGCGUAGAACACAGAUAUACGCUCAGACACAUAUACAAACUCAGCGUAGAGUAGAUGCCUCUUUAUAACCUGUCAGUUUUUUAUUGGUGUUUGUCCCUGGAUGAACUUUUCUUCUUCUUCUGUUUAUUUCUGUACGGAUCUAAAGGACCAUUCUGCUGUUCUUCAUGUUUCAACUACAAAUCUAAUAUUUUCCACUCCUGCUCAUUGUUUUCCAGAUCAACAAAUUUCGGAUGGAUUCUUCCUGGCAGCUGCUGGGUUAGCUUCAUUUUAGAGCUGAAUCCGUCAGGUGAUUGUGAAUGUUCCCAGUUAUUUUCCGUUCUCCAGGUUCUCAGACGUUCAGUUUUUAUCCGUGUUCUGUGGCAGUAAACUGAACCUCUCUCGUUUUCUACUGUUGGUCAUUUCAGGCACCUUGGACUGAGAAUGAGUUUUUCUGUCUUACAGACCAAGUGUUUGGUUUAUUGACAAAAAAAGAGAUAAAUCUGUGGUGGAAAAAAAUCCAGUUCAAACAGCUUUUGUUUAAUAACUGAAUUUUUCCACAAACCUGAGCAGGACAGAACCACAUUUAAAAUUGAUGUUUGUGCUGCAGACACUCAGUUCAGACCAGCGUUGUGUUGAAGUGAUACAGAAAUGUUACAGUCCCAUCAGAACAUCAGCGGCUGCCUAACGCUUCAUGCUUUGUGUUCAUCAGCUGUUUUGUGUUGAAUGAACAUUUAAAACACAAUGUCAGCUGACAUGUUGGGAACUGAAAGUGGGUCCAGAUUAAUGACCUGAUCUUUAGGUCUGGUCUUGAAGAAAGUCCCGGUGUCAAACUCUAGUUCUAAUGCCCCUGUGUUCACUGAUGUUUGAUCCGGUGACCAGACGGAGACACUGCAGCGACUUGAUGAUCGAUUUCUCCUUUAAGUCAUUUCUCAAACAUUCUCCAACUCCAGUUUCCCUCUAUGAAUAUUUCCAGCCUCUCAGUAACUGAGUCUGUUUGGGUUUCGGACUCUUGGUCAGACAGAAGAAGAUGCUUAUUUAUUGUUUAUAAAGCUGAAUGAUCGAUCAGUUAAUCAAUUAAAAGAUCGAUCAUGGAAAUAAGAGCUGGUUUUUAGCUUUCAACAGUAGAACUGGUUCUUAGUGGUUUCCCAGUGUGAGACACUGUACUCAGUCCUGGCCUGACCUGAGACUGUUUGAAGACUCCUGUUGCUGCGUUCAGGGACACUCUGAGUUUUGUAAAAUGAUGAGCUGAGCUGAGAUUUGAGCUGAGACAUGAACCCAGCUGUGGUCAAGAUGUUCAGAUAGCAGAAACAUCUGGACGUUUGUCCUCUGACUGAUGUUCCUGAACACAACACACCAUCACAACCCAAACUCAAACCAACUUCAGUCUGUCCAGGUGGGUUAUGUUUUCCUGUUGAAGACGAUCAGAUUCUGGUGUCGAUUCAUCAAACGUGGAUUCUCCUCAGAAAGAAGGAUCAACAUGAAAGAGGUCGACGGUGUGUUCAGGUGUUCUUCAGGUGUUCUUCAGGUCUUUGAAGGUCAAACACCAAAAUAUGUGAAUAAAACUUUUUAUUUCUUUUUUUUACAACAGUGGGUUUUUUUCUGCUGUUUUGUUCAUCUGAAGCUGCUGUUUGAUUGGCUGACAGUUUUUAAUACAAAAAUCCAUUUCAUAAUAAAAAAGAACGUAGAAAAAG